Messenger RNA from Coregonus clupeaformis (lake whitefish), 2534 nucleotides. It is a transcript of the gene anxa13l, whose product is annotated as annexin A13, like. The record is from RefSeq and is a predicted model, not a curated record. The coding region runs from base 148 to 1098 and encodes 316 amino acids. Gene Ontology annotation, cellular component: cytoplasm. The transcript has 11 exons. Gene Ontology annotation, molecular function: calcium ion binding; calcium-dependent phospholipid binding. Lineage: Eukaryota; Metazoa; Chordata; Actinopteri; Salmoniformes; Salmonidae.
AAACACUGGUGACGUCAGCUACGCAGUAGCGGUCAGGGCUGGUCCUGCGUGUGCAGAAUCAACUUCUUCGAGGGUGAAUAUCGAGGAGGACACUGACCGGACCGACACUGUACAUCGUCUUCGCUGGGUUGAAAACAGAGUUGCAACAUGGGCAACGUCCAACCAACCAUUACCCCCUAUGAGGAUUUCGAUGUCAUGGCUGAUGUCAAGGCCAUCCGCAAAUCCUGCAAAGGUUUGGGGACGGAUGAGGAGGCCAUCAUUGAGAUCCUGGCCAAUCGUUCAUCAGCACAGCGCUUGGAAAUCAAGCACGCAUACUUUGAGAAGUAUGACGAUGAGUUGGAGGAGGUGUUGAAGAAGGAGCUGACUGGUAGCUUUGAGAUGGCCGUCGUGGCAAUGCUAGAUCCACCCCACAUCUACUCUGCCAAGGAGCUGAGGAAGGCCAUGAAAGGGGCGGGCACCGACGAGGCUGUUCUGGUGGAGAUCCUGUGCACCAGCACCAAUCAGGAGAUCCUGAGUUGCCACGAGGCGUAUGCCCAGGUGAACGAGCGUGACCUGGAGGCUGACAUUGAGGAUGACACCAGUGGAGAUGUCAAGAACCUUCUGGUCUCUCUACUGCAGGCUAACAGGGAUGAGGGCUUUGAGGUGGACGAGGGACUGGCCGAGCAGGACGCGACCGCUAUGUUUGAGGCAGGAGAGGGUCGUUUCGGAACAGACGAGUCCACCUUCACUUACAUUCUGACACACAGGAACUACCUGCAGCUUCAGGCCACCUUCAAGAUCUAUGAGCAGCUCUCUGGGACAGAGAUCCUGGAUGCCAUUGACAACGAGGCUACUGGGACCUUAAAGGAGUGCUACAUCACCCUGGUGAGGUGUGCCAAAAACCCUCAGCUCUAUUUCGCCCGUCGCCUGAACGCCGCAAUGAAAGGGGCGGGCACCGACGAAGACACACUCAUCCGCAUCAUCGUUGGUCGCUCAGAGUUUGACCUGGAGACCAUUAAGGAGAUGUACCUGGAGAAGUAUGACGUUCCUCUGAAAGACGCUCUGAGCUCUGAGUGUGGAGGAGACUUCAAACGCCUCCUACUGGAGGUCCUGCACUAAGACCCCUGUUUUCUUAUACUUCUCCCUCGCUCUCCUCUUCUCUCACCUCUUCCUCCUCCUCGUCUUCGGCUCUGACUGCAGCAUGGACCGAAAACCAACCAUAUCAUCGUGUGUUACUAACGCAGACAGAAGAUGUCACCAUAACUUCUACAUCGAGUUGUUAUGAACAGAAGACUGCCAGGUAGCCUGGCCAGUAUACUGGAUAAUGAAGUAAAUGUCAUAGAACUGAACUUGAAAUACUGUUCUUAAAACCAAAAAAAAAACGAUUAUUGAUAUACUGUAUGUUUACUAUCACACAUUCCACAUUCCUGGUACAGUUUGACUUUCCUCUUCUUGCUUCUUACAUACAGGAAUGUAACCAGCUAUUUAUUAUUUCUCAUUGUUACUUUUUCACUCUCUUUAUUCAAAGCCGUGAGAAGUAGGGGUGCUGAGAGUGCUGCAGGACCCUCUGAAAAAAUUAAAUGCAACAAUGUUAUUUAUUCCCCCUUUUUUUUUUUUUUUUUUUUAAACAAAAUUAGUGAACUUGCCCUUUACUACUCCUGUAUUAGUGGAGGUAAAAUACUCCUCAGCACCCCCCCCAACCCAAAACAUAUUCCUACAGACAUGCUCUUGUUCCUUUCCUCUUCGUUGUGGCUGACCGUUGAGGUUGGCUGUAGCAUCAGUGUCUACCACGUAGCUGCCUUGACUAGCCUUUAAGAAAUGCUAUAUUUUCGUCCUGUUGCAACACUCGCCACUCAAGUUCCGAAUAAUCUCAUCGUAAAACUUUACGUACAGAGGAUCACGAGAUGACUCCAUUUUUAAAUCGAGAAGAUCUCGGAAACAUAUCUGGUUUAGAAUUUCUAUCCGUCGUUUGGGAUUUUCUAACCUGUAGAAAAAGGUGACCGGUGUUUAUAGAUCACCUUUAUAGAUCAUAGCCUCUAAACUGCCAUCUCUUUCACAUAUUUACACACAUUUUGAUUGACAAUUCUUUUUUUCUAAUAAAACAGCAGUAGUAACCAAUCUAACUAUAAGAUAUAAACAUGUUCAUUGCAGUUGAUGUUAAUGCUUUUAGAGAGUGAUAGUGCUCUAAAAUGAAUAUAUUAAGCCUUGAUUUGUAGGAUUUAAUCAUUUUAAAGGAAAUAUGAACAUUAAUCGUAAAGGCUUCAUGUACAAUCAUAGGGAUGUAGAAUUAAAGGCAUCUACUGUAUGGUAAUUAAUAAUAUCACAUAUCCUCCUAAAAUAGUAUGUUAUUGAAAAUACCUCUAACUAUGUUGAUUUAUAUUGUAGUGAGAGUAGGCUUCUGUUGUGUCGGCUAUACAGGUGUGUCAGAGAACGGUAUUGAUGGCAACCAGGUCAAUGUCAACGACUGGCAUUUGGAUUAAUGUUAUCCUGAACAUAGCCAAAGAUUUGUGGUUACAGUAAAAUAUAUAAAUAAAACAUAGCUAUAUUAAACCGAA